Molecule: messenger RNA, 925 nt
Organism: Plodia interpunctella (Indianmeal moth)
Lineage: Eukaryota; Metazoa; Arthropoda; Insecta; Lepidoptera; Pyralidae
Gene: boca
Product: boca
Exons: 3
Coding region: 163-726 (187 amino acids)
Biological process (GO): protein folding
Source: RefSeq, a predicted model, not a curated record
UAGCUAGCUAGACAUUUUACCACGGGCUUGGUUGGCAUGUGGGUCGGGAACCUUACUUAACGAAUUUUGUUUUCCCUUUUUAUCGAUGCCUAUUUCUAUGAAUUUUCUUUACUUUUAGCGUGCUUUUAUUUUAGCCAUAUUUUUGUGAGUGAUUUCCACGCCAUGAUGUCCAAUUUGGUGUUAUUUCUAUUGAUUAUGUUUAUUUGUAACGGGACUGCUAAAAAGCUUAAAGAUGAAGAGAAACCGGCUUGGGCCAAAAAAGAUAUUAGGGACUAUUCUGAUGCUGACUUGGAAAGGCUAUUUGAUCAAUGGGAAGAAGAUGAGGAACCAUUGCCGGAUGAUGAACUGCCUGAACACAUGCGGAAACCCCCAACUUUGGAUUUGAAGAAUAUGGAUAUGUCAAACCCGGAAUCAGUUUUACAAGCCACAAAAAAAGGUCAAACUUUAAUGAUGUUUGUUACUGUUGCCAACAAACCAUCCCAAGCACGUACAGAGGAAUUGACCAAGAUAUGGCAAACUGCUCUUUGGAGUAACCAUAUACAGGCUGAAAGGUACCUUAUAGAUGAUGACAGAGCUAUCUUCAUGUUUAAAGAUGGUUCACAAGCAUGGACAGCCAAAGAAUUCCUUCUAGAUCAAGAAGAACUUAAAGAUGUGCAGUUAGAGAGUCAGACAUACACAGGAAAGUAUGCAGAUGUACGGAAUAAAGCUGUACGAGAUGAAUUAUAACAAUUUUCACCUCGUAAAUAAACAUAUUAUUUCCAUUCCUAUGAUUUUUUGAAGAGUUCCAAGAUGAAAUAACAGUUUUACAAAUUAUGAAUGAAUAAAAAAGUUACAUAAAAAUAUAUAAUAGACCUAUAAGAAGACUUUGAUAAUAUUUCAUAUUAUUUUUCUCAUAGAUUAUAAGAAAAUAAAAUAUUAUUUUGUA